GGUUUUUAAUAUUUACUUUGAAGCUUUUCUUUUACAAAAUUACGAAGAAUUUUCCUCUCGUCACUCUUUGCAGAUCUCUCAAGUUUUUCUCAUUUUCAUCCCCACCACAAAAUUCUCUCAUUUUCCUCUCUAACAUGUCUUCAGAAAAUAUCAGGAUGAAUUUUCCUUUUAUUCAACGAGAAUCUAUCUCCAAACUUUAGUUUUAAUUGUGAAAUUGGUGAGACGUGUGGAAAAAUGAAAAGUUGCAAUUUCUUCCUUUAAAAACAUAAAAAAAUAUAAACAAAAAAAAAUCAGAAAGAGAAAAAUUCUCAAACUGUGAAUGCAAAGAGAAAAAAAAAAGAAAAUUAUUCCCAAAGAAGAAAGCCAAAAAAGAAAAUUCGAGGAAAAUAAUACGGAUAUUAAGCAUCACAACAUCGAGCAAAUGAGGAUAAAAUGUCACAAACGCUCGUCAUUGUCGUCGGAUUAUGUGUCGUGAAAAUGGCCAUAAUUGUUAAUGGUGGCAACAGAAACUACCAGCAGACUGAACCAAAAAUUGCAGACUCUAUAGAAAAUAUUACGGCAGUGAUUGGAAAAGAUGCCGUGCUUAAUUGUUUUGUUGAAAAUCUUGGCUUAUAUAAAGUUGGUUGGAUGCGAUCCGAUCAAACAGUUCUUUCUGUUGGAAAAAUGGUAACACAAAACUCACGCUAUUCAAUAAGCCACACAGAAUCCAACAAGUGGAGUUUGAGGAUUCAUAAUGUCAGAGAAUCAGAUGAAGGCUGCUAUUUAUGUCAAAUUAACACGCAACCUCUACUAAAGCAGCUCCAUUGUAUUCAACUACAAUACCCGCCAGACAUAUCAGACGAUGAGUCGUCUUCAGACACGACAAUACAAGAGGGACGAAAUGUCACUCUCCAUUGCACAGCAAGAGGAAAUCCAAUUCCAAGGAUAUUCUGGCGACGAGAUGAUGGAAUCUCUAUCAUAGUCAGAAAUGAAACAGGCACAAAUUUAUUUGUUGAUACCUUCAACGGUAGCUCAUUAAAACUUAUGAACGUUCGGAGAGAUCAAAUGUCAGCUUACCUUUGCAUUGCUGUAAAUGGCGUGGAACCUGCAAUUUCCAAGAGAAUUUUCCUUCAUGUGCAAUUUGCACCCAACAUCACAUCCGAUUCACAACUUGUCGAUGCACUUGAAGGAACAUCGCAACGAAUCGAUUGCCUUGUUGAAUCAUUUCCAAGCCCGAUGAGUUAUUGGGUCAAGGAAGCUGUAACAAUGCGAGGUGGAAGCAGCCAUAAAGUUUUAAUAGAACAAAGUGAAAAAUAUACAAUUCAUGAGAAGAAGAUAUCAUCAUAUAAAUCGAUGAUGAUUUUGACAAUAAACAACUUGACUCAACAAGACAUUGGAAGCUAUGUUUGUAUUUCAGGAAAUCCCUUGGGCAGUUCAAACAAAACCAUCAAGAUUUAUGAGGUCAGAUUGACCACAACAACAACCACGACAACAACAACCCAAAGUACAACAACAAGUACUACAAUGAAAACAACGACAACGACAAGAAGAAAACUUUAUUAUUAUCAUCCUCGUACGACAUCAACGACAACAACUCAACUAACAACUGAACAGAUGACAGAGUUUGACUUUGAGUUUGUUACAGACUUUCCUGGAUCGAAUUCAUUAUUUUAUCCUGGUGUGGAAUCAUAUCAACAUCACAUAAACUACAUAAACUCCCAAAACUCUCUUCGCGAUAAAAUCCACCUUCAUUACUUUUCAAUGUCGCUGCUUCUCCUCAUCUCGAUGAUCUCCUGAUAUUCAAUAAUUUAUGAAUGAAAACUGUUCUUAGCUGUGUAGAUAUAAGAAAGAGAAUCAAACAAGAAAAACAUAAAAUGAUAUCAACAGAGAGAAAAUGUUGAUUCACUUAGUGAAGAAAAAAAAUGUUUUUUUGUUUUGUUUU
Molecule: messenger RNA, 1921 nt
Organism: Clunio marinus
Lineage: Eukaryota; Metazoa; Arthropoda; Insecta; Diptera; Chironomidae
Source: the annotation of a GenBank genome assembly